Molecule: messenger RNA, 646 nt
Organism: Lactuca sativa (garden lettuce)
Lineage: Eukaryota; Viridiplantae; Streptophyta; Magnoliopsida; Asterales; Asteraceae
Gene: GRXC1
Product: Thioredoxin superfamily protein
Biological process (GO): cellular response to oxidative stress
Cellular component (GO): cytoplasm
Molecular function (GO): glutathione disulfide oxidoreductase activity
Source: RefSeq, a predicted model, not a curated record
UACACUAAGCAAAAGCCGGCCUCUUACACCUGCUAUCUCUGGUGGCUUGAAAAACAAGCAAGAAUUAGGGCUUAAAAUGGGAACCAUUUGGAGCGGAGGACACAAAUCCGGAGAAGAAAUCGAAAUGGCUCUUUCCAAAGUUAAAGAAGUCGUCUCCUCAAAUCCCGUCGUCGUCUUCAGCAAAACUUACUGUGGAUACUGUAAGAGGGUGAAACAGCUGUUCAAAGAGCUUAAUGUAUCUUACAAGCUUCUGGAAUUGGAUGAAGAAAGUGAUGGCAGUGAAAUUCAAUCAGCUCUAGCAGAAUGGACCAAACAGACAACUGUACCAAAUGUGUUCAUCGGUGGGCAGCACAUCGGUGGUUCAGAUGCUGUUAUGGAGAAGCAUAGAGCUGGGAAGCUGGUGCCGAUGCUGACAGAAGCAGGUGCCAUUGCUAACAACUCUGCUCAGCUCUCCAGCAUAUGAUAUGAUAUAUAUGAAUCUUGAAGGUUGGUGUCGAUAAUUAAAUAAAUGAUAGGAUAACAAAUAUGUGUCUAUUCCAAUUGUGGAUGUGUGUUUUGUUUAAUGUGAUGUAUAAAUAUAACUACUUAUUACUUAUGUAAGGAUCCCAUAAUAACAUUUUAAGUUAACAACAUAUAUUUGCAGAUA